Molecule: messenger RNA, 2663 nt
Organism: Exophiala oligosperma
Lineage: Eukaryota; Fungi; Ascomycota; Eurotiomycetes; Chaetothyriales; Herpotrichiellaceae
Exons: 3
Coding region: 112-2445 (777 amino acids)
Molecular function (GO): oxidoreductase activity; copper ion binding
Source: RefSeq, a predicted model, not a curated record
CUCUCUCCGUCCGCUUCCCAUGCUGUUGCUUGUUCUCUCCUCCCACGCCCUACUGCUUACCAAGUCACUCUUUUUGUUGCAAGCUUGUUAGCUUGCGUCCAUUCGUUCACCAUGCGUUCUGUUUCUCUUUUCCUUACCUCUGCCGCUUUCGGCCUUGCGAGAGCAACCUAUAGCGAGGCCGAUGUGACCGUCACCGUCACCUCGACCCGAGUUCACAGUAUCUGCCCUGCAACUACCAUCACCACCUGUGCCGCCCCUUCGACCAUCAAUGCUGGAUCGACCAAGCCGACCACUAUCAACAGCGCGGAUCUUAGCAGCGCCGAGAACAACUGGGCCUCGCAGUGGGAAAACCAGAAGACCAACUAUGUUGGUCCCUGGAAUGACUGGAGCAUAAGUGCUUCGGGCCCUGGUCUGCCAACUUCAGUGCCCACGACAUCAGGCUCCGAAUCGACUACUACCUGGGGAAACGGUGGCCAGCCAACUGGCAGUACCACCUUGGCCACAGGCUCAUACUCGCCACCAGCACAUGGUUACAACACGACCAGCACUACCGGAUCCUUGGCUUCGACCACAUCUGGAUCCCCGACCUCGACAACCUCAAGCAGCUUCACUGGAUGCCCAACCUACACUCCUGCCCAUAACGCCUCGGAUAUCUGCAACAGCGCAGCCGACCGAUCCAAGUGGUGCGGAGGUCAGGACAUCAGCUCCAACUGCUACACAAAUGGCUUCAAGACUGGCAGAACUGUCAGGUACACCUUGACCAUUGACAACACCACCAUGAGCUUUGACGGAACUGCACCCAAGGUCGCUUUGACCGUGAAUGGCCAAGUGCCAGGCCCUGUCAUCGAGGCAAACUGGGGUGACAUGGUUGAAGUCACUGUCAUUAACAACCUGCAUGACAAUGCCACGUCCAUCCAUUGGCACGGUAUCCGCCAGCUUGGCACGAACGACCAAGAUGGUGUCCCCGGUGUCACUGAAUGUGCUGUUGCUGGAUAUGGUGGCUCUCGCACUUACACCUGGCUUGCAUCUUCCUACGGUACUUCUUGGUACCACAGCCACGCUCUGGCUCAAUACGGAGAUGGUGUUCGUGGCCCCAUCGUCAUUCACGGUCCUGCCACCGCAAACUACGACAUUGAUAUGGGAACGGUCAUGAUUGAUGACACCUUCGCCAAUGCCGUCGGUACCCAAGCUGAUCUCAUCACCCACUACGGCCCAGGUGGUUCUUUCAACACCCUCUUCAACGGAAAGAACAUCAACCCAGUGGGACCUGGUGGCAAACCAUUCGAGUGGACUGUGACACCUUGCCGCAAACACUUGUUCCGCAUCAUUAACAGCUCUUCUCAGAACAUGUACGUGGUUGGUUUUGACGCACACAACUUGACUGUUAUUGCUGCCGAUUUUGUCCCGAUUGUGCCUUACACCACCCCAUACCUCAACAUCGGCAUUGGCCAGCGUUACGAUGUCAUCGUCGAGAUGAACCAACCUAUUGGAAGCUACUACGUCCGUGCUGUCAUUCAGACCGGAUGUCCCUCUGGUGGUGCCAACUCUGGUCUGGGUACGGCAAACGCCAUCAUGAACUACCAGGGUUCAAACUCAACUCCAGUCACCAACACGCCCAUCACCAACGUCACCGCGGCCAGCUGUAUUGACGAGCCCCUUGCAUCAUUGGUGCCUUACGUUUCUCUCCCUGCCGGUGACUCGGACAAGUUCCAAUCAUCUAGCCAAACUCUCCCAGCGGGUCAGGUCACUCAAGUCCAAACCAGCUCAGAUGGUGUUGUGUACCAGUGGUUCCUCAACAACGGUGUCAUGAACGUCAACUACAGCCUGUCCACUUUGGAAAUGUUGGACUCUGGAGCCAACAGCAGCACCUUCAGCAACCCGGUUGUUCUUGACCAGGCCAACGAAUGGGUUUACUUUGUCAUCCAGAACCAGUUCUUCGCAUCCCACCCGAUGCAUAUUCACGGCCACGAUGUCUCAGUCCUCGGCACAGGCACUGGACCUUGGAGCAGCGACCUGACCUCGACCUUGAACUUCAAGAACCCUAUGCGCCGUGAUACUGUCAUGCUCACAGGUUCUGCCGGACCUGGACACCCUGCCGGUUACACUGUCAUUGGUUUCCAGACCGACAACCCAGGCGCGUGGGUGAUGCACUGCCACAUUCUGUGGCACGUCGACGAUGGUCUUGCUUUGCAGUUUAUCGAGCGACCUGAUGAUAUCGUCAAGGCUGCUUACACUUCCAAGCAAUCCUUCAAGGACGAGUGCUCUGCCUUGAGAAGCUACCAGGCCGCCAACCCUCAAUCUGUCAGAACCGAGGGUGAAUCGGGUAUGAAGAAACGUACUACUUUGGAAGCCCUUGGUGCGUCCAACAAGCUCUAUGCUGGCUUGAAGAGACACACCGGUCACAGCCACAAGAGAUACGCUGGUCACCGCUUCCACGGCUACUGAAGAAAAAACGAGUCCAUGAUCAAGAUGGGUAAUUCGCAUGCAGCACUCAAAGCAAGCAAGUAAUCGGAGGAGUACACUAAUGGACGCAUGUACACUAGUCUACCUUAUUUUUCGUCAGUUCAUGUCCAAUUCUUGUUCCAUGUAGAACUUGAGUUAUCUUUUUGAACAUUGGGUGAUGGGUUGUAGUCUCAUUGCCAUUUAUGGUGCUCGCUUUGUAU